Gongylonema pulchrum is the source of this 936-nucleotide messenger RNA. NCBI's taxonomy places the organism in Eukaryota, Metazoa, Nematoda, Chromadorea, Rhabditida, Gongylonematidae. The record is from the annotation of a GenBank genome assembly.
AUGCCGUACACUUGCAUCAAGUGCUGCAAGAAUGGUGCUUCGGUGGCCGAUCUGGUACAAGCAAAGAGUCGGCAAAGCACACCAAGUAGCCAAUGCAGUAGUGGUACAUCAUGGAAGAUUUUUUCCGAUGCUGGUUCGACACGAAUAAAAACGUGGACGAAUGCAAGUGAGAUAGGCGAACGAAGAAGCCAGCGUUCACGUAAGUGUUUCGAUGAAAGCAGUGCGGCAUUGCAUGCGUUUGAUGUAAUGUUACACUGUGCCAGGCGCAUGCAGUGCCAGCUGCCUCGAGUUUGUCCCUCUCGCGCUGUGGAAAAAGUCGCCAUGCAGAGUCCGGUAAAUUGUGAUUAUCUGAUUACACUCAGGCUAAAUAAAGUGUCGGAAUCUGAGUUCCCCGAGCCAGCGGAUAAAAUCGUAGGAGGCCGAAUGGAUGUAUCUGUUCUUUGUGAUGGAGUAAGCAUGACCGCUUUAUUGGGUACAGGAGCAAUGUGGCUUAACGAAGAAAAAGAUUUGGUGUGUCUUAUCCACGAGAACUGCAAGGGAAACGAUGAUUUGAUUUUGGGUACCAACGCCCUAGCUUCAUCGAAAAAGUGGGGUGAAGAGAUGCUGCGAUUGCUCGGUCAGAUGCAACAGCAUUUGGUAGGAAGUGCCUCAUGUGCAGGAAGGGUGUUGAUACCGCCGUACUCAAGGCGUGUGGUGAAAGCCAUUUCCACAAAUAAGCAUAUUGUUUGGGGAUACCUAACCUUCUGUCGACCAUUUACGCAGGAAGGUUUAGUAAAACUGGAUAGAGAUGCUUAUUGUGUGGAGAUUCGCAAUGACUCGGACGAACCCAAUGAGGAAGGAAAAUUCGACGCUAAACAGCGUGCGAGAGACUUGAAUUCGGACGAGCGCGUUAACAAAAUUUGGAAGCUGCUCGGUAUCGAGGAACUACAAAUCCAG